Messenger RNA from Drosophila hydei, 2756 nucleotides. RefSeq lists its product as uncharacterized. Gene Ontology annotation, biological process: immune response; antigen processing and presentation of peptide antigen via MHC class II; protein polyubiquitination. The transcript has 7 exons. Gene Ontology annotation, cellular component: late endosome membrane; lysosome; early endosome membrane. The record is from RefSeq and is a predicted model, not a curated record. Gene Ontology annotation, molecular function: zinc ion binding; MHC protein binding; ubiquitin protein ligase activity. The coding region runs from base 207 to 2117 and encodes 636 amino acids. Lineage: Eukaryota; Metazoa; Arthropoda; Insecta; Diptera; Drosophilidae.
UCAAAUAGAAUAACAACAAUAGCAACAUAACAACAAAUAAACAUAUCGACUAACUAACAACGUUAAACGCUCGAAGUCAGCGGUCAGCAAAUAAUAACGUCGCAAGAAAAAAUAAAACCAAAACAAUAAUAAAACAGCAGCAACACCAACAACAAAACAAAUUUUAAAGGGUGCUACGUCAUAGAGCAACCAAAAACAACACAAAAAUGUCAUGCGAUAACGCUAAAACCUCCUCAGAUAUAGAGCAUGUAGACUGGAGCACCGGCGGCUCCGGCCAGCACUACGCAAAUGUCAGAUUCGGCUCGGGCAGCAGCCAAGCGUCGCAGAAUAGCGGCGAUAUAUGCCGCAUCUGCCACUGCGAGAGCGAUCCACAGAACCCGCUGCUGACGCCCUGCUACUGUUCGGGCAGCUUGAAGUAUGUGCAUCAGGCGUGCCUGCAGCAGUGGCUGACUGCAUCGGCGACCAACUCCUGCGAGCUAUGCAAGUUCCCCUUCAUCAUGCACACCAAAAUAAAGCCCUUCAAUGAGUGGCGCAGCCUUGACAUCUCCAGCAUUGAGAGGCGCCGGCUCUGCUGUUCGGUGCUCUUCCACUCAGCGGCCGCCUUGUGCGUCAUUUGGUCGCUGUGUGUGCUCAUCGAGCGGGCCGCAGAUGAUGUGAAACGUGGAGUGAUUGAUUGGCCGUUCUGGACAAAGCUGGCCGUUGUUACCGUCGGACUCACUGGCGGCAUUGUCUUCAUGUACAUUCAGUGCAAGGCCUAUCUGCAUCUCUGCCAUCGCUGGAAAGCACUCAACAGGAUUCUGCUCAUUCAGAAUGCACCGGAGAAGAUUCAUCCAUUGGCGCCGCCCUCACCAGUGGCUGCUCAUCAUCAGUUCAGCGAGCGGCAUAGUUCGCUUCAUGGCCAUGGUGCAGUGGAGAUCAACGCCUCGGGUGGCGCAGGUCACUCUGUGCACGAUUCGAGCUGUGGCACCAUGGAGAAUGGCAACUCAACAGGUGUCCAUCAGCAUCAGCAACAAAUGCAGCUUCAGCUGCAGCAGCGUCUGUUGAACGCCUCGCCGCAGCACAUGCUGCAGUUGGACGCAGUGCCGCACAGCAGCAACAGCGCGGGCACCCAGACGGAGGACGCGCACGCACAACGUCUGCAGCAACAGCAACAGUUGCAUGGCCAACAGCUUGGCCAGCAGCUGGGCCAGGUGGCUGUGGCGGCCAACAUUGAGUGCUCGCAGUCGCAACACAAUUACGAUCGCGACUGGGCGCUGGACGAUGUCGUCUCUCAGAUCUCCUCGUUUCGGCCCUGUCCGCAAGGGUCAGGCAGUAUGACGCCGUUCCAUGACUCAAUACACAAUGUGCUGGAGCACUCGGAGAGCUCCAGUCGUGGCUCGGCCACAGAUCUCUGCGCUGGCUCACGCCAAGAUCUCAGUGCCAGCGGCAUAUCCACAGACACGGGCCGUGAGCACGCGAUGCAGUUGAGCAGCUUUAGUGGCAGUGGUGAGCACAAAGCGCCUUCGAUUAGCUCCGGUGUGUCGCAUGCUGUGGCCAAUGGCUUGGGCGGCUUUGUCUAUAAGCCGCAUCAGUCGAAGCGCUACUCCAACUCGUCCAUUUUUCUGGAGAAUCGUGAUAUUCUCAACGACUCGCCUAUGUGCGUGGGUGUGGGCACGCCGCUCGCCUACGAUUACAGCACACCACCAAAGAUCGAUUAUCGCCACUCGAGCAUAUUGGGCGAAGAGGACCAAACGGGGCUCAGCUGUUGUGCCACUGCUGCCGACUGUCGACUGGGCAGGGAGGUGGACGUGCGUCGCUACUCGGACACCAAGCUGGACAUGGAGCAGGAGGCGAUGCUGCGCUGCAAAAAUAUCGAUGGCAACGACACUGUGCUGGAUAUAGAGCUGCCAACCUCACCGCUGUCGCCGCCAGCUGCCUACGCCGGACACCAGCACCAACAGCAGCAGCAGCAGCAGCUGAUGCUUCGUCGCUCUUUUGACAAGGGCGUGGACGAAACGAAUAAGGGCAGUAGGUGCUCGAAUCGUUCAUCGAGGGAUGCGCAAAUGGAUCGUUCCCGUUUGUGUUUCAAGUCGUUGCCAAAUCUCAGCAGCAGCUGCGAAAGUCUCAUCAAAAAGUGAUUGUUCUUAUCUCUCUUAACAUGUUCAAAGUAUUUAGACAAACAGACAGACCCACAAAUUCACAUAUUUUCUUUGUUUAUAUCUAUUUGAUGACCUAACCCAUCCUUGGAGCCGUUCCUAAUUUAAUUUCGUAUCAUAAACAAAGCCCAUACACAAUUUUGAGACUGCAAACAUAACAUACAACAACAACAAAACAAACACACACACAUGUGGAAUACAAUGUAUGUACGUUUAGAACAAACAAGAAAAAUAUAGUUUCAUUUGGAAAGCAAAAGAAAAGAGAAGAGAAACAGUAUCUAUAUCUGGCUAAAGAGCUAUAUAGACGGAUAGGAACUGAACAAAUGAACAAACAUACAACUUAUAGAUAGUUAUACAAAUCGACUAAAUCGCUGCGAUUCGUGCAGAAACACAUUUUGGCCAUUUUCACAGCUAGCGCUGGAUUCCAGCCCCGUCCUUCCACUCCUGCUCUUUCCCAUUCUCCUCCUCCUGGUAAUUAAGCCAAAUUCAUUUUUUACGUGUAGCUCAUAUAUAUAUAUAUAUACUAUAUAAUGACAUGCAUGAAGCCGUAGACGUGAACUUGUGACAUUUUGUAUUUUGUUUCUUAACUUCUAAGUCAAAUGAAAAUUUUAAAAAUUGAUC